AUGGGUAUGGUAUGGAUAUGGGUAUGGAUAUGGAAUGGAUAUGGGUAUGCAUAUGGGUAUGCAUAUGGGUAUGGAGUGGAUAUGGGUAUGGGUAUAGAUAUGGGUUUGGGUAUAAUUAUGGGGUAUGGGUAUGGUACAGGUAUAGGGGUAAUGAUGCAGCUAUUGUAUGGGUACAGGUAUAGAACAGAUAUGGGUAUGGGUACAAUAAGGAUAUGGAUAUGGAAUGGAUUUGGGUAUUGGUAUGGUAUGGAACAGAUAUGGGUGUGGGUAUGGUAUGAGUAUGGUAUGGGUAUUGGUAUGGGUAUUGCGUGGUAUGGGGUAUGGUACCGUUAUGGGUAUGUGAAUAUGGAUAUGGACAUGGAUAUGGGUAUGGAUUAUGGGAAUGGUAAUGAUUUGGGUAUGGGUAUAGGUAUGGAAUGGAUAUAG
Macrobrachium nipponense is the source of this 426-nucleotide messenger RNA. Its product is annotated as keratin-associated protein 21-1-like. Lineage: Eukaryota; Metazoa; Arthropoda; Malacostraca; Decapoda; Palaemonidae. The coding region runs from base 1 to 426 and encodes 141 amino acids. The record is from RefSeq and is a predicted model, not a curated record. The transcript has 3 exons.